Lottia gigantea (owl limpet) is the source of this 342-nucleotide messenger RNA. RefSeq lists its product as hypothetical. The transcript is spliced from 5 exons. Bases 1 to 342 code for a protein of 113 amino acids. The record is from RefSeq and is a predicted model, not a curated record. NCBI's taxonomy places the organism in Eukaryota, Metazoa, Mollusca, Gastropoda, Lottiidae.
AUGUUUCAUAAAUUUCACUACACUAAGAAAUAUGAUGUGGCCUCUGCAGAGAGUUUUUUCCGGACCCGGACCCUGGAGAUACGUAAUGAAAGUCUUCCAGAUUUAAGUAAAAGUUGUGAUUUUGAUACUCCAGGCAGAAGUCAUAUGUUCUUCAAGAAAAUGUUCAAUUUUAGUGGAAGAUUUUUGAAAUUAAAGAUGGUUGUUAUUAUCGAUACAGUGACAUUGGAAAUUGAAUUGAUCCCCAUUUCACAGGAAUAUGACAGAUUACUAUUUACUGAUUACAUGAACAAUGGUACUGUGAUAAUUGAAGUUCAGUGUGAUUAUGUGCCCCUAGCUAGCUAG